AUGACAUCAGGAUCAACACCUCUCCCAAACGCUCCCACUGUCGAAGUAGCCCCGGGGGUGCUCCUCCAACCCCCACUAUCGCGAUGCGGCCGCGGCCCAGGUUUACUCCUCGUCAGGGCUGCCGCGCACACGCAAUGCCAGGCAGACAAUCAGAGCCUUGACCCGGAGCCGCUGCAGAAGUGGGCGGAGGAGAGUUUUGCGGUCGCUCAGAUUACGCUGGAUGCCGAGUCAAGUAAGAGCCGAGCUGCGCUCACUGACCUGGUCCGCAGCGCAGAGCAGGCAUUGGGCGGAUUGGUGGAAUGCACCAAGAAGGAUAAGUUUGGUGUACUAGUAUAUGGCUCUCGGGCAGAUUACGCGCCUGAGUUCGGAGACUUCCUCCAGGACCUCAUCUCUCUGGACAAGUUCGCAGCUGCUGUGCUCUUUGAUCUCUGGGUGACCCGGGAUAUCCCAGCUGUAGCCCACUUGGAUUCAUCAAAGCCGGGAACGGAAUCCUCGGACACGCUCAAAGUGUACUCGUACCCGGAAGCGCUCUCGUCAGGGUUUAUUAUCCCUGGUCAUGCAGACUUCAACUAUUCCUCUGCUAGCAUUGCUCACACGCGCACGCUAACCUUCAUCAAGACCCAUCUGGGUGGUCCAUACUUUGAUCUCGAGAAGAUCUGGGAUGAGCACACGUACUAUGAGUUCGCGGAGCGGUCUGUAGAAAAGACCAUGGCAACAAUGGUGCAGGAGCCGUACGUUAAUCACGUUCCAACUUUAACUGGCGGUAUCGGGCGAGCCAAGCUGAGCAAGUUCUAUCUCAAUCACUUCAUCUUUAACAACCCGGACGACACGAAACUCGAGCUCGUCAGCCGGACGUUAGGUGUCGACCGCAUAGUCGACGAGUUCAUCGCCUGUCUUACUCAUAACAAAGUCAUAGAUUGGCUACUUCCCGGCAUCCCUCCAACGGGCAAGCCUCUCCGCAUUCCUUUCACCUCUGUGGUCAACAUCCGCGGUGAUCGUCUCUACCACGAGCACAUCGCCUGGGACCAAGCCACCGUCCUUAUGCAACUAGGCCUCUUGCCAGAAUACCUUCCGUUUCCAUACCCGCUAGCCGAUGGGCGGACUCCUGCUCCUGGGAAGCGCUUCGAGUAUCGGGUUCCAGCUGCGGGCGUUGAAACGGCUAACAAGCUUCAGAAUGAGAAUGCCGUUCCCUCUAAUGGGAUGUUUGAGUUUGGUGUAAGAGAGGUGGAUGAUCAGUGAUAACUUGCAUACCCCUCACGAAGGAUGAUUUGACUGAUGGUUCGAUGGGUAUAUGAGUCGCAUUUGGCCACCUGAUAUGGGCGUUUUGUCUACUUGUUUCUCCUAGCCCGCAGAGAUAUGGGGUUGCUUUGAACAAGUUUGAAUCGCUAGUCCUUUAAAUGACGAAUCAGGACUAGGAAGAUCGGUCCGGUAAAGAUAUUUGAGCAUCAGUGGCUUUGUUAAUUCAUGGCAUAUAUAUAUUGGAUAUAUGUAGUUAGAUCUGAGGUUUCAAAAGUCUAUUGCGGACAC
Aspergillus nidulans FGSC A4 is the source of this 1527-nucleotide messenger RNA. RefSeq lists its product as uncharacterized. The record is from RefSeq and is a predicted model, not a curated record. The transcript has 4 exons. Lineage: Eukaryota; Fungi; Ascomycota; Eurotiomycetes; Eurotiales; Aspergillaceae. Gene Ontology annotation, biological process: polyketide metabolic process. The coding region runs from base 1 to 1239 and encodes 412 amino acids.